Haemorhous mexicanus (house finch) is the source of this 5864-nucleotide messenger RNA. Its product is annotated as E3 ubiquitin-protein ligase BRE1B-like. Lineage: Eukaryota; Metazoa; Chordata; Aves; Passeriformes; Fringillidae. Gene Ontology annotation, molecular function: ubiquitin protein ligase activity; metal ion binding. Gene Ontology annotation, cellular component: HULC complex; nucleus. The record is from RefSeq and is a predicted model, not a curated record. The coding region runs from base 70 to 3072 and encodes 1000 amino acids. The transcript is spliced from 22 exons.
GUGGCCUGUGCGCACGCCGUGCCGCCGCGCCGCUAGGGGGCGCUGACGGCGGCGCCGGCUCCGGUGUCCAUGGCGGGGGUCGGGGCCAAGCGGGGACCCCCCGAGGCCGGGGGGGGCCCCCCCGAGAAGAGACCCCCCCGCGAGGAGCAGCCGCCGACGACGCUGAUCGAGCCCCUGCGCCUGGGGGGCAUCUCCUCCACGGAGGAGAUGGACGUCAAGGUGCUGCAGUUCCGGAACAAGAAGCUGGCCGAGCGGCUGGAGCAGCGCCAGGUGUGCGAGGACGAGCUCCGCGAGCGCAUCGAGAAGCUCGAGAAGCGCCAGGCCACCGACGACGCCACGCUGCACCUGGUCAACCGCUUCUGGGCACAGCUGGACUCGGAGGUCCAGGCCCUGCUGCGCCGCUGCGACGGGGGCGGGGCCGAGGGUGGGGGAGGGGCCUUGGCCCCGCCCCCCGGGGACCCCCCCGGGGACCCCCCCGAGCCCCCCCCGAACCCCCCCGGGGAGCCCGAGAGGAGAGAGCCGUGGGCGGGGCCCGAGGAGGGCGUGGCCGCCGCCCCUCCCCCGCCCCGGCUGAGCUUCGCCCCCGAGGCCGUGGCCAGGCUGGGCGGGGCCCUGGGCCGGGUCCAGAGGGGGCUGCACCACCUGGGGGGGCACCUGAGCGCCCGCCCGGAGCUGGCGGAGCCGGGCCGGGAGCUGCUGCGGGAGCUGCUGCGGGAGCACCGGCGGCUGCAGGAGCUGACGCUGCACCUGCACCAGAAACACCAGAGGGAGGCCCUGGAGCUGGCGGAGCUGCAGGACAAGGCCACCUCGGCGGAGACGAAGGUUCUGGAGAUGGGCACCACGCUGGAGGGGCUGCAGUGGGACAGCGCCAAGCUGCGCAAGCGCGAGGGGCGCCUGGACAGACACCUGGCCGAGGCGCUGGAGCAGCUGACCUCGGGCUCGUACGGCUCCGGCAGCUCCGGGGGUUUCCAGGGGGGGCAGAUCACGCUCAGCGUGCAGAAGUUUGAGAUGCUGAACGCGGAGCUGGAGGGGAACCAGGAGCUGGCCAACUCCCGCAUGGCCGAGCUGGAGAAGCUGCAGCUGGAGCUCCAGGCGGCCGUCAGGGGCCAGGAGAGACUCAAGGUGGCUCUGCGCUCGUUACCUGAGGAGGCGGUGAAGGAGGCCCUGGAGUACAAGGUGCUGCAGUCGCAGUUCUCGCUGCUCUACCACGAGAGCCUGCAGGUGAAGACGCAGCUGGACGAGGCGCGGGCGCUGCUGCUGGCCACCAAGAACAGCCACCUGCGCCACAUCGAGCACAUGGAGAGCGACGAGCUGGGGGUGCAGAAGCGGCUGCGCACGGAGGUGAUCCAGCUGGAGGACACGCUGGCCCAGGUGCGCAAGGAGUACGAGAUGCUGCGCAUCGAGUUCGAGCAGAACCUGGCGGCCAACGAGCAGGCGGGCCCCAUUAACCGCGAGAUGCGCCACCUGAUCAGCUCCCUGCAGAACCACAACCACCAGCUCAAGGGCGACGUGCAGCGCUACAAGCGCAAGCUGCGCGAGGUGCAGGCCGAGAUCAACAAGCUCCGCCUCCAGGCCAGCGGCGCCCCUCCCCCACCCACCCCCGCCCCUCCCCCACCCCCUCCCCCCUCCUCCUCAAGCUCCGCCUCCUCUUCCGCCUCCGGCCCCGCCCCCUCAAGCUCUGCCCCUCCCCCUGAAGAAACCCCUCCCCCCACCCCUGCCCCUCCCACAUCUGACGACAAAGAGGGCGUGGCCUCUUCCGGCCCCGCCCCCUCUCAGGACCCUCCCCCUAAAGCCGCCCCUCCCCCACCCAAGGAGGAAGAGGAGGAGCCACCCGGCCCCUCCCCCGCCCCAAACCCCGCCCCCUCCCAGGCUCCCCAAGCCCCGCCCCCUCCCCGGCCGCCGGCUCCGCCCCCUCCCAGGCCCCGCCCCGAGCGGGGGGCGGGGGGAGGGGCGCGGGGGGAGGGGCGGGAGCGGCCCAAGGGCGGAGCCGAGGAGGGCAAGAAGAAGGACUCGGAGGUGCUGAAGCAGCUGAGGGCGGAGCUAAAGAAGGCGCAGGAGAACCAGAAGGAGAUGAAGCUGCUGCUGGACAUGUACAAGUCGGCGCCCAAGGAGCAGCGCGACAAGGUGACGCUGAUGGCCGCCGAGAGGAAGAGCAAGGCCGAGCUGGAGGAGCUGCGGGGGCGCUGGCGGGAGCUGGAGGAGCGCGAGCGGCGCGAGUCGAAGAAGCUGGCCGACGAGGAGGCGCUGCGGCGGCUGCGGCUGAGCGAGGAGCAGAUCGAGCACCUGCAGAGGAGGCUGGCGGCCACCAAACAGGAGGAGGAGGCGCUGCUGUCGGAGAUGGACGUGACGGGCCAGGCCUUCGAGGACAUGCAGGAGCAGAACCUGCGGCUGCUGCAGCAGCUGCGCGAGAAGGACGACGCCAACUUCAAGCUGAUGUCAGAGCGCAUCAAAGCCAACCAGAUCCACAAGCUGCUGCGCGAGGAGAAGGACGAGCUGGCCGAGCAGGUGCUGGCCCUCAAGGCCCAGGUGGAGGCGCAGCUGCAGGUGGUGCAGAAGCUGGAGGAGAAGGAGCGGGGCCUGCAGAGCGCCCUGGGCGCCGUGGAGAAGGAGCUGAGCCUGCGCUCGCAGGCCCUGGAGCUGCACAAGAGGAAGGCGGUGGAGGCGGCCCAGCUGGCCGAGGACCUGCGGGCGCAGGGCGAGCACGUGCAGGCGCGGCUGCGGGAGCUGCAGGUGUGCGCGGCCGAGAACCGAGCGGCCAAGGACAAGGAGUCGCUGAGCCUCAAACGGGCCCAGGAGGAGCUGUCGCGGCUGCGCCGGAAGCUGGAGAAGCAGCGCAAGGUCGAGGUCUACGCCGACGCCGACCAGAUCCUGCAGGAGGAGAUCAAGGAGUACCGGGCCCGGCUGACCUGCCCGUGCUGCAACGCUCGCAAGAAGGACGCGGUGCUGACCAAGUGCUUCCACGUCUUCUGCUUCGAGUGCGUCAAGAGCCGCUACGACACGCGCCAGAGGAAGUGCCCCAAGUGCAACGCGGCCUUCGGCGCCCACGACUUCCACCGCGUCUACAUCAGCUGAGGGGUGGUCAUCCCCUGGUGACCCCUGGCCAGCUGUGGUCAUCUGUGUCCAUCCUUGGUGACCAAUGACCACCGAUGACCAUCCAUGGUCAGCCAGUGUCCAUCCUUGGUGACCCACGGCCACGGCUUCCACCGCGUCUACAUCAGCUGAGGGGUGGUCAUCCCCUGGUGACCCCUGGCCAGCUGUGGUCAGCUGUGGUCGUUCUUGGUGACCAUGGCCACCCAUGGUCAUCCAGUGUCCAUCCUUGGUGACCCACGGCUUCCACCGCGUCUACAUCAGCUGAGGGGUGGUCAUCCCCUGGUGACCAGUGGCCAUCCAUGGUCAUUCUUGGUGACCACAGCCACCCAUGACCACCCAUGGUCACCCAGUGUCCAUCCUUGGUGACCCAUGGCUUCCACCAUGUCUCCAUCAGCUGAGGGCCAGUGGUCAUCCUGUGGUGACCAGUGGUCAUCUGUGGUCAAUCUUAGUGACCACGGCCACCCAUGGCUACCCGUGGUCAUCCAGUGUCCAUCCUUGGUGACCAGUGUCCAUCCGUGGUGACCAGUGUCCAUCCUUUGAUGAUCUAUGGCUUCCACCUCGUCUCCAUCAGCUGAGGGGUGGUGGUCAUCCCGUGGUGACCAGUGGUCAUCCAUGGUCAUUCUUGGUGACCACAGCCACCCAUGACCAUUUGUGGUCAUUUAAUGUCCAUCCUUGGUGACCAAUGGCCACCAAUGACAAUCUGUGGUCAUCUCUGUCCAUCUUUGGUGACCAAGGCCACCAACGAUCACCUGUGGUCAUCUCUGUCCAUCUUUGGUGACCAUGGCCACCAACGAUCACCUGUGGUCAUCCAAUGUCCAUCCUUGGUGACCAAGGCCACCCAUGACCGUUGAUGGCCACCCCAUGGAGACUCACGGCCACCCUGUGGUCACUUCUGACCAGCCAAUGGUUGGCCCAUGGCCACCAGUGUCCUCCUGUGGUCACUCUGUGUCCAUCCCUGGUGACCACCUGUGGUCACUCUGUGUCUGUCACUGACCACCUGUGGUCACUCUGUGUCCAUCCCUGGUGACCACUGACCACCACUGGUCACCCCUGACCACCCACGAUGACCACUGGCCACCGAUGACCACCCACGAUGGCCACUGGCCACCGAUGACCACCCACGAUGACCACUGGCCACCAAUGACCACCCACGAUGACCACUGGUCACCCCUGACCACCCACGAUGACCACUGGUCACCCCGACCACGCCGUGGCCGCCCCACGGUCACUCCUGGUCAUCUCUCGCUGACCAAUGACCGCUCUCCGGCCCCUCCGUGGUGACCACUGACCACCUGUGGUCACUUCUGGCCACCCCAGGCCACCCCUGAGCCCCUUUGUCCACCCCAAAGUGACCCCUGACCACCCCAAAGUGACCACUGGUCACUUCUGGUCACCUUGACCACCCCAGAGCCACCCCUGACCACCCCAAAGUGACCACUGGUCACUUCUGGUCACCUUGACCACCCCAAAGCCACCCCUGACCACCCCAAAGUGACCCCUGACCACCCCAAAGUGACCCCUGACCACCCCAAAGUGACCACUGACCACCCCAAAGCCACCCUGACCACCCCAAAGUGACCACUGACCACCCCAAAGUGACCCCUGGUCACUCAUGGUCACUCCUGGUCACUCUGAGGCCACCCCAGAGUGACCACUGACCACCCCAGGCCACCCUUGACCACCCCAAAGUGACCCCUGACCACCCCAAAGUGACCACUGACCACCCCAAGGUGACCACUGACCACCUCAGGCCACCCUUGACCACCCCAAAGUGACCAGUGGUCAUUCCUGGUCACUCUCAAGUGACCACUGACCACCCCUGGUCACUCCAGGCCACCCCUGGUCAUUCGUGGUCACUCUGAAGUGACCACUGACCACCUCUGAGUGACCACUGACCACUUGUGGUCACUCUAAAGUGACCCCUGGUCACUCUAAGGUCACUCCUGGUCACUCUAAGGCCACCCCAAGGUGACCACUGACCACCCCAGGCCACCCUUGACCACCCCUAAGUGACCACUGGUCACUCCUGGUUACUCCUGGUCACUCUAGGGCCACCUCACAGUGACCCCUGGUCACUCCAGGCCACUCCUGGUCACUCUAGGGCCACCUCACAGUGACCACUGGUCACUCCAGGCCACCCCUGGUCACUCUCAGGUGACCACUGGUCACUCCUGGUCACUCCAGAGUGACCCCUGGUCACACCAAGGCCACCACGAAGUGACCCCUGGUCACUCUGAAGUGACCACUGACCAACCCAAAGUGACCCCUGGUCACUUCUGGUCACUCAUGGUCACUCCAAGGCCACCACAAAGUGACCCCUGGUCACUCUCAAGUGACCACUGACCACCCCAGGCCACCCUUGACCACCCCAAAGUGACCCCUGGUCACUCUGAAGUGACCAAUGACCAACCCAAAGUGACCCCUGGUCACUCCUGGUCACUCUAAGGCCACCCCAAGGUGACCACUGACCACCUCAGGCCACCCUUGACCACCCCAAGGUGACCCCUGGUCACUCCUGGUCACUCUGAGGUGACCACUGACCACCCCAAAGUGACCCCUGGUCACUCGUGGUCACUCGUGGUCACUCUGAGGUGCCCAUUGGUCACUCUGCCCCCCCCCCCGCUCCCUCAUUGGUCACUCGUGGUCACUCCCAAUGUCCCCCCUGCCCCUCCCCCGCCCCUUGGCCCCUCCCCCUCCACCCAUGACCUUUCACUCCCCAUGUGGCCCCGCCCCCUUUUCCCUUUUCCCAGCCAAUAAAAUCGCUCGGAGGCGUU